UAUCUAAGUGGAAGACAAUUUCCGCCUUUAAAUUAUAAUCUCAAAAGUGCAACGUAACGACCAAAAAAAACACUGAUAAGCGACAUCUAGUGUGCUUUGUCAAAACAACUGAGACAAACCCCUUGUUAAAUUCUAACUUGCCAUCUAGUGACAAACAACGACACUACUUAACAAGCAUCGAUAAAUUCAAUUGAGUGGAAGAAAAAGUACUGUACGUAUCCAAUAGAGUUCAGUAAAAUAAAAAAUAAAAAUUAUGGAAGAAAUAAAAGACAUGUUCUUGAGUUUGCAACAAGACAUAAAACAACAAAAAGAAGAUAUGGUAAAGAUGAAGGAAGACAUCAAAAACAUAAUAGUUAACAGCCUUGCCGAGAAGUUAAGCAGCUUAGAACUUAAAAACGAGCUUUUAGAACAAAAAAUUGAAGAACAAAAUAGAAAGAUGAACAACUUAGAAAGACAGUCUAGACGCAAAAACUUGGUCAUGUUUGGUGUAGAAGAGCGCGAAAACUCAUACCACGAACUUGAAGAAAUGAUAAUCAGCAUAAUAAAUACAAAUUUUAAAGUAUCCUGCGAAACUAACAGCAUUGAAGCAGUACGUAGGUUGGGAAAAAAGGGAGAGAAGACCAGACCAGUAGUAAUAACGUUCAACACAUUAGGAUUAAAACUAAAAAUUCAGAAAGACAAAUAUUGUUUACAAAAAACCGCAUACUACAUAAAAGAAGACUAUCCAAUUGAAAUCUUAAAAAAGCGCAAAGAGUUGCAAGCCCAGUUAGAGAGGGAAAAAGAAGCAGGAAAUAGAGCAAUUAUAAGAUAUGACAAACUUAUCAUACUGAAUAAAAAACAUUCUCCCCGCAAUCAACCAAACAAGAGAUACCUUUCCGAAUCCCCGGAGACACCUAUGACUGCUAGCCAAGAAACUCAACACGUUGAAAAACAACCUUUGAAGAAAACCAAAGCGAGGAACAUGAAAAGCUACAUAACACAGACGCCCAAACUAGUAUUCGCCCAGAAAGAAGCACCUCAAAACCAAACAAAUACUUCCAAGGAUAAUGCAAAAUAGCAAUCAACACUAGAACUCCCACCCACAUAUCAUCUCCCAAUACGGCCGGUCACCGCGGGAGAGUUAGACCAAAACCCACUAAGGGAAACCACUUUAAAGAACAAUACCUUCAGCACCUUCAAUAUCUGCACCUUCAAUGUAAAAUCAUUAGCUUCCGAAUUAAAAUUUAUAGAGCUUAAGGCAGCGUUACAAGGCAUCAACCACGAUGUAAUAGGACUGUGCGAAGUCCGCCGCUUUGGUGAAAAGAUAAUCGAAGAUGACAAAUACAUUAUGUACCACAUAGGCCAAACCAAAGGACUGCACGGGGUAGGCUUCCUAAUCAAGAAGAUACACAAAGAAAAUAUCAUAUCAUUCACAGGUAUAUCUGAGAGAGUGUGCAUACUAGAAAUCGUGCUAGAAAAGAUACG
Molecule: messenger RNA, 1464 nt
Organism: Bombyx mandarina (wild silkworm)
Lineage: Eukaryota; Metazoa; Arthropoda; Insecta; Lepidoptera; Bombycidae
Source: RefSeq, a predicted model, not a curated record